Molecule: messenger RNA, 801 nt
Organism: Lotus japonicus
Lineage: Eukaryota; Viridiplantae; Streptophyta; Magnoliopsida; Fabales; Fabaceae
Product: FBD-associated F-box protein At1g66320-like
Exons: 4
Coding region: 1-801 (266 amino acids)
Source: RefSeq, a predicted model, not a curated record
AUGGAAGAUAGUCUUCGUAGCCGUUUACCGGAGGAACUCAUCUAUCACGUACUCUCGAAGGAGUGGAAAUCACUGUGGCGUUCAGUCCCGUCCUUGGAUUUCAAUGAUGCUGACUAUGGUACCAGAUGCAAAGCUGCCUAUGGCCGCUUUGUUCAGUCUGUGAAUGCUUUUAUCCACUCACGAGAUGUCCACCAAUCCAUUCAAAAAUUCCGCCUCAGAUUUAUCUCUCAUGAUGAUCCUACUAGUAUAAACAAAUGGGUUAAUGUUGCAGUUCAACGCAGAGUUCAGAAUCUCGAUCUUUCCAUCAUGCCUCAUUGGCUCCUUACACAACCCACCAACUUGUAUACCAUCUUCACUUGCACUACUCUUGUGGUUCUCAAGUUGCAGGGGUUAACGUUGAAAGAGUUGAAACCGUUUUCCUCGGUUGAUCUUCCUUUACUUAAAGUUCUGCAUCUACAAGUUAUCACUUUAUCAGAACGUGGAUGUCUCGCCCAGUUUCUUUCCGGGUGUCCUGUUCUUGAGGAUUUCAAAGCAAUGGAUUUUAUAUACAACCUACAUGAUGAUGAGGGAACAGAACCUUACGUUUUCCCAAAGUUUCACAAUUUGACCCAUAUUGAACUUGUCUACCGCUGCUGUGCUAAUGAUUGGUUGCAGGUAGUGGAAUUGCUCAAGCAAUGCCCUAAGCUUCGAGUUCUUGUCAUUAACCAGGUUCAUGUAUCAGCUAUCCAUUCUAAUGGACAUUUCAGCGAACAUGAACCCGAUAUCCUGAAGAAGGAUAAUACAAAUUUCAUGGGUUCUUAG